AUGGCUGCUGCGGUGGGUUGCGCAUUUGCGCAUCCCCGCAGCAGCCUUCCACUGCGAUCGAAAAUCAAGCACACUGCAGGAGCCAAUCGCAACAGUCACCACAAGAAGCCGAUCAAAGCCACCAUCCCCAAGGCCCAUCUCUACAUAUCCGAAGGCCGCUUGUCGUCCGACAACCCCAUCCCGAUCCCCACUGAUAAGGACGAGCUGGCGCGAUCGCCAUCAAGACAAAUCCUGCACCACCCGUUCACCUCUCAGAUCAAUCUCUUGUUGAGUCACUCGACCGCUUCCGCUAGUCUAGAAGCAGCCGGCCUCGAGCCGCCUGGACCACCGGAGCUCUUGGCGCGCUUAUCAGACAUAGGCACGUACCAACACAUCGCCAAUCUCAAUCUUGCCGAUCUCUUGGGCGUCGAUUUCGCCAAGACAUAUCUACGAUCAGGAAGUCUGGUCGCACUCUCGGUCCCCAAACUCGUCGGGGAUGAUCUCUUCGCAAUCGAUGGCUACGGCACGAUCCACAUGAGACUGUGUCAAUCGACCUACCAAACCCUAGGUAUUUCAGGUCGACGCUCCAAAUAUGGAUCUCCCGGCCAACACUUCGUUGUAGAGAUUGAUAUGCGCGAUCCGGCGAUGCGAUCUGGGAAAGCAGUCUACGAGCGCACCAAGCGAUGUCUGGACGCCUUCCCGGGAAGCGUUUUCAACGAUCUUUUGGGGCCCAAACACGAGCUUAGAGGGCGACGUUGGGAAGUGGUGAUGGUCUGGGUUGACGAACAAGGCCGCUUACAGCCUAUCAACGCCUCCCUUCUCCAGCCUACAACAACCUUCCAAACACGUGUUCCGGAGAUCAGCCGGGUGGAGAAACGUGUCCCUCAGCUCUCACAACCUGACACAGUCGAGGGUUACCUGGAUCUAUACGAACAGAUCGGCGAAGCCAUCCUGUCAACGAGCGACAAUCAUCCCGUCCCAAAAGGGGGGAUAGCGGCGUGUGCGAUCGAAGCCGUUGGGUUUUUCCACCCGAUCAAGCUGGCCGAGCUCACGGGAACAUUGAUCAAGACUUAUAGGAUCGUCAGCAUCACCGGACACACUGCCCGUUCGGCCCCGUUUUCAUUCCUCACCUUACGACAGACCCACAGGCCGGGUCCAGCCGUCCCGUCUGCGCCCAAAAAAGCCAAAAAAGCCAAGAAGGGAAAAGGGGCAAUGCUCGGUCCUGAGAGAGGUGUCAAUGCCGGGCCGAGUAGCUGGACUUUUGUCGCGCUGGGGCAAGCAAAAGACAGCUCUUCUGUCGAACCCUCUCCCGGACCCGCAGAUCCAACUCGAUCCCCUCCGCCAGUCCCGGCUAUCCCUGACAUCUCAAUCGAUAGCCCCGCUGAUCUGGUCGUCCGCAAGCGACCAAGAAUCGAAAAUGAUCCAUCUCCUCCCCCCCUCGGUAUCCUCACGCGGCCCUGGAUCAUCUUCGAGUCCGUAGGAGCUCUAGACACACAUUGCUAA
This is a messenger RNA of Puccinia triticina, 1482 nucleotides long. RefSeq lists its product as uncharacterized. The transcript has 7 exons. Bases 1 to 1482 code for a protein of 493 amino acids. Gene Ontology annotation, cellular component: multimeric ribonuclease P complex; ribonuclease MRP complex. Gene Ontology annotation, biological process: tRNA 5'-leader removal; tRNA 3'-end processing; endonucleolytic cleavage in ITS1 to separate SSU-rRNA from 5.8S rRNA and LSU-rRNA from tricistronic rRNA transcript (SSU-rRNA, 5.8S rRNA, LSU-rRNA). Gene Ontology annotation, molecular function: ribonuclease P activity; ribonuclease MRP activity. Lineage: Eukaryota; Fungi; Basidiomycota; Pucciniomycetes; Pucciniales; Pucciniaceae. The record is from RefSeq and is a predicted model, not a curated record.